This is a messenger RNA of Meleagris gallopavo (turkey), 3166 nucleotides long. RefSeq names its product somatomedin-B and thrombospondin type-1 domain-containing protein-like. NCBI's taxonomy places the organism in Eukaryota, Metazoa, Chordata, Aves, Galliformes, Phasianidae. The record is from RefSeq and is a predicted model, not a curated record.
UGUAUUCCAAAGGGCAGCGAGGGAGAAGAGAAUGAAUAAAGAAACACCUGCACCAACAGAUUUCAUGUUUUGUUCAGGUGAUUCAGGACAGCUGAUUGUGACAGCCUUUGUGCCAGAAGAAGAAGAGCCUUUUAUAGAAACACGUGUCCAGAAAUGAUAGGGAUUCUCACUGUUCAAAGGUUUGUUGUAAACUAUUGAAGCAAAACCAAGUGAAGGAAUGCUCUUUUCAGAGGUCAUUUCUCAUUAAGAAAAUGAUGAAGGGAGCUGGGGAAGCAGUCAGUAUAAUUCCUAUACGUUAUUUUCUUUCUUUUUUCUUCAAAAAUAGGGGGAAAGAUGUGCUUAUUUUCCAAGCCCUUCUGCUCCAAAGUUCAGGAGCAUGGAGUCUGUGGCACACGGCAUUAUGUUUUAGUUUUACUGGAGGCUCUGGAAAUGGUUAUCAGUAAGAAAAAUCAUAAAGAAUAGCUGCUAACAGUACAGAUUUGCUCAGAAGAUAGCGUGACAUGGGGAAAGCAUGUUUGCUGCCCAGUGUGUGCCAGCAUGAACGUCAUGUAUGAGAGAGAGGAAAAAGAUACUGGAAGAAGCAAUUUGUGCUGCUUGAAGGCUUGGGAACAGUUCUUUCGCAGACUUUGUGAGGAUGUUCAUUGGGAAUAAUGGAGGCUGCUGUACAAUACCAGAAGGGCAGUGUCAGGGUCAAGGUAGCCGAGCAGUGCCAUUGCUCCUAUUGAAACAUGCGGUUUUGUUGGCACAAGAAUUGCAGCUGUGAUGUAGGAGUGCUUUUCACAGUCACAACCCUCCAGGCCUUCAUGAGGAAGAUGGGAGCUGGGACAACAUGUGUUUAUGAUCGAAAUUUAAGAUGAAUCUUGAUAUAUCUGCUGAAAAAUGGCACAGUUUGGAGCUCUGAUUCACAUUCCUCUUUCUGUCAGAGAAGAGCAGAACAAAGCCUACAGGCUGGGGCAUUCACAGGGAUGUAAAUGCAAUUAACACUUCUUUGGCUGAUGACAGUGUGAGUUUGAGACAGCAGUGAUCCUAAUUAAUGCCUGGGUCUUCACUGUGAGUACGCUGCGCUGUGCCGAGCAGCACCAGCCUUCAGCCGAAGGAAGUGAAGGAAGCGGACCGCGCAGCCCCGCACCGCCUGAACCGCGCCUCACAGAACUCCUCCUGUCAGGAGCCUCACGGCUCUCGCGCUGCCCCCUGCUGAUGGAAGGCGGUACUGCAUGCACCGGAGCGACGCUACCUUCGCGCGUCUGUACGCGUGCGUAGCAGCGCCUGGAAGACUUACUACCAUAGAGUUGGCGGACUGUCGGUGCAGAGCGGUAACAGAAGGGAGAUGCUUCUUCCGCAUCUGGGAGCGCAUGUGUAUUGCUGCCUGGAAGAGUGAUCGCUGUGGACAGAUAUAGGCAGAACAGAAAGCUGGCAGUAGUGAUUUUCGUUCAGUCUGGCAGCACUGCUUGUAGGUCCUCUUGGUCAGCGACGGGAAAGGAGGGGCAUGGCCAGCGCCCCCCAUCAGAAACGCUGCCCUGAGCAGCAGUGGAGGAUCACAGAAUCAUGGAAUGGUUGGAGUUGGAAAGGACCCCCAAAGGCCGUUUGUUCCCACUGGCUGCAGUGCACAGGGACACCCACAGCUCCAGCAGUGCUCACAGCCCUGUCCCCUGACCAUGGUUGUCUGCAGGGAUGGGGCACCACCACCUCUCUGGGCACCCUGUGCAGUGCCUCACCGCCCUCAUUGUAUACAACUUCCAUAUACCCAACCUAAAUCUCCCCUCUUUUAGUUUGAAACCAUCUUUCCUUGUCCUGUCACACAACUCCUGCUAACGAAUCUGUCCCUUCUUUCUUACAGCCCCUUCAGAUACUGAGAUACUCUCAGCUCUCCCUGGAGCCUUCUGCUCUCCAAGCUGCACAGCUUCGCAGCCCUUCUCUCAGCCUCUCCUGGUAGAGGAGAUGUUCCAUCCCUUGGGUCAGUUUUGUGACCCUUCUCUGGACACACUCCGACAAGGUGCUAUGGACCUAUGCUUCCUCCCAAGGGGACAAGGAGGGAUGCGGUACAGUAAUGCCCUACUUGGAGCCGAACCUUACCAGCAGCAUCAGCUAGAAGGGCUUCUCCAGCUCCUCGCACCUUGCUCCCUCUCCAUUGGUCACCCAGCUCAGCUCAGCAAGGUGGUUGGGAUGGGGAUGUGUGUACAGCCAGGCGCCGGGGCACUGGAGCAGAACGAAAGGCGCUUGAUCCCCACGUCCAGGCAAGGGGCGGUGCGGUGCAGCCCGGCCCUCAGGGGACAGCCGGGCACUGCGGCAGCAUGCAGGGGCUGCUGCUGUGCGGGGGGUGGCUGCUGGCUGCUAGCUACGUGCUGGGUGGCUGCCGGCACCGCUGUUGCCCAGGCAGGAACAACGCCUGCUGGGCCACCGGUGCACGCCGCACUCGCUGCUAUUGCGACUCGUACUGUGAGAGGACAGGUGACUGCUGCCAGGACUACCAGGCUGCGUGCCGCCGUGCCGCAGUGGGCUGUGCAGUGGGGCCAUGGGGGCCCUGGAGCAGCUGCAGCUCCCCAUGUGGGGUGGGCAGCAAAGACCGCAGCCGCCAGGUCACCGUGCCCCCCCGGCACGGCGGGGAGCCCUGCCCUGACCUCAAGCAGCGCCGUGGGUGCCUGGGGGAUGACCCGGCCUGUGGGGCUGCCAAAGGGGUGGCCAAAUUGCUCCCCGAUUCCUUCAGCCCAGACAUCAGGGAUCCCUGGCGCAGAACUGGGAUGCAGCAGUCAGAGGAGUCACCCAGCUCCCACCUCCCCAUCUCCUGCAGCUUUUUCCGCCUGACGCAGGUGGCAGCUGCCUGUCGUGGGCAGCCCUGGAGCCGCCGGCUACAGCGGGACAGGCGGGUGUGCGUCGAGUGCUGGGGGGACACAGCCCAUGGGCAUCCCCAGUGUGAUGGAUAUGGGGUGCAAGGAGCCAGGACGUUUUGGGUGGCCACCUCUAUAGCAGGGUGCCAGGGCUCAUGGGUGCGGGAGGCUCUGCAGGAGGGCUGCGCCUGCCCCCCCCCAGCAUUCAUCUUCGUGUAGGUGAACAGAGCCCAACUCCUUUAAGGGCAUCUUGGCUGCUUGGUGUGGUGUGAGGAGCACAAUUAAAGGUGGCACGGAAAGCAAGGACAUGGCUGUGGUGAUGCUCUUCGGGGAUGAGUGCU